AUGGCGGCAGAAGCUCCUGGUGAGGACUUGGUCAGCGAGGGGGCUAAAGACCCUUUCAAGGGGGAGCGUUACAGUCCACAGCCCUCGACGGGAGCAAACCGGCUGCUCUGUGACAGUGGCGGAGUUUUGAUGCUGGCAAACCGGGAAGAGGAACGCUCUGCCGGCGGCGCGCAGCCGGCGCUCCCGGGCCGGCGCACCGGGGAGGAGGCGCUCCCCGGCCGGCAUGCCGGAGGGCUUCUAUCCAGCCUGGUGGACUGGGAGCGGAGAGCUUGCAGGACUUUUGUCCUGUUUGCUGCAUCCAACGCGGCCAUCUGGUUGUCGGCCCGCGGCUGUUUGCGAGCGUACUGCCUGCUCGCCUUUGGGCUGCUUUUGAUGGUCGUCGUGGCGACGGUCAGGGACGUCAUCCCUUCCGCGAGCAAAGGAGACGAUCGCGUGAGCUGCGGCUUGUUGCCGAGCCGGGAGACGAUGGACCGAAAGUCGGGCUCGGAACUCCAAACGAGCGGUUCCAUGCGCCUGUUCCUGCAGGAGACGUCGGCUUUCAAGCGGCAGAACCCUGGCAAGUUCUGUUUACUGGCGUGCAGUUUCUGCACAUUCUUCGCCGUCCUCGGACGCUACAUUCCAGGGAUCGUCAUCUCCUACUUUCUCGUGUCGUCGGCAUUCCUGUGGCCCGUGCUGUCGUCUCCCGAGGCGUCCUUCUGGCUGAAGCCGCUUCUGCAGAAAGUGGACUUUGGCGUGGCGGCGUUGCUGCAGAAGAUAAAAGAGGAUCAUGAGAGAAGAAUCCUGAAGGCUGGGCUGGAGAAGGAGUCGGCAGAGUCGGACCUAUCGUCCAUGUUUCCCAAGCUGGACUCGGCGGCAUGUAAGGAGUUGUCAGUUUCGGACACGUCGGUGUCGGACGUGACGUGGACGGACAAUUUGAACCUGUCGGAGGAGACCACGCCGCAGACAGAGAACUCUGAAGACCUGGACAGAGAGGAAGUAUUCUCCGGGGGUCUCUACGACUUCCCCUCGGUGGACAACGGGGCAGCGACCAACGGCGAUGAUGACGAUGCCGCCGACGCCCUGGAGUUGGUCCAGUGCGCCGUCCGGGACGCCGUGGCUGCCGCCGUCCUGGAGCGGGCGGAAGCGGCCACGGGCUUCCGAUUCCCAAAGCCGAGCGAGGAGUCGGACGGCGAGGCCGACGACUUUGAGCUGCUGGACCAGGCCGAGCUUGACCAGCUGGGGGCGGAACUGGACCUCCCGGGAGGCGGCGGAAUCAAAGCCGGCACAGAAGAACGCGGCGACAAACCGCCCGGCUUCUUCGCCAAACUUCUCAGGCGUCACUGA
Nerophis lumbriciformis (worm pipefish) is the source of this 1323-nucleotide messenger RNA. NCBI's taxonomy places the organism in Eukaryota, Metazoa, Chordata, Actinopteri, Syngnathiformes, Syngnathidae. The record is from RefSeq and is a predicted model, not a curated record.